UUAAACAAUCGACAAACGGCCACACUCGAUGAAGAAAAAUCCAAGCCAGUUGAAAAAAUUGUAAACAAUCUUUAAAAACCCCAAAAAAGAUGGUUAAAAACGAGCCAAACUUCGUGGUAGAGCGCAUCAUGGACAAGCGCAUCACCAGCGACGGUAAGGUGGAGUACUUCAUCAAAUGGCGCGGCUACACGUCGGCGGACAAUACCUGGGAGCCUGAGGAGAACUGCGAAUGUCCAAAUCUAAUCCAGAAAUUCGAGGAGUCCCGGGCCAAGUCCAAAAAGCGUGGCGAAAAGAAGCCCAAGUGCGAGGAAAUCCAGAAGCUGCGUGGCUACGAGCGCGGCCUGGAGCUGGCAGAGAUUGUGGGCGCCACGGAUGUCACGGGGGACAUCAAGUACCUGGUGCGCUGGCAGUUCUGCGACGAGUUCGACCUGGUGCCCAGCAGUGAGUUGUCUGAGAAGGAUCCGCAGAUGCUGAUAGCUUACUACCAGAAAAUGGCUCCGUACACCCGCCACAUCGCGCGCCGAAUGAAGGGGGUGCCGGAAGAGCUGCGAUCGGUGGCCUCGCGCACCAGCUAUCCGCACAUCAGCAGUGCUCCCGUUGAGGUUCACCCGGAGGUGGAUCAGGCUGCGGAUUUGGUGGGACAUCAUCUCGCUGGCAUGCCCCAGGUUGACCAGGUGCCCCAGCAUCCUAUGGAUUUGGCCGAUGGCCCCGACGACUUGGCCGGCGUUUCCUAUUCGAUUCCGGUGGCUGGCGUUGGCGACAUUGGCAUCGAUGUGCCCAUGGCGGAGGAUCAAUAAGAACGCCAGCAGAUUCAAUCCACUCAAUGUUUAAUCUUAGUCCUUAAGUUAACCCAUAUGUAAAGCUAUCUGAAACCGAUGGGCUCGUCCAGAUUGAUGCGACCUAACUGUCCGCUCCGAAAGAAGUGGAUAAACUUUCGCGCGGCCGCCAAUAAAUUUGUCAUCACUUCCA
Molecule: messenger RNA, 969 nt
Organism: Drosophila elegans
Lineage: Eukaryota; Metazoa; Arthropoda; Insecta; Diptera; Drosophilidae
Gene: HP1c
Product: chromobox protein homolog 3
Exons: 1
Coding region: 90-797 (235 amino acids)
Biological process (GO): negative regulation of transcription by RNA polymerase II; chromatin organization
Cellular component (GO): pericentric heterochromatin; nucleus
Molecular function (GO): chromatin binding
Source: RefSeq, a predicted model, not a curated record